Messenger RNA from Cololabis saira (Pacific saury), 1065 nucleotides. Its product is annotated as tax1-binding protein 3-like. Gene Ontology annotation, molecular function: protein binding. The record is from RefSeq and is a predicted model, not a curated record. Bases 432 to 905 code for a protein of 157 amino acids. Gene Ontology annotation, cellular component: adherens junction; postsynaptic density; postsynaptic membrane. The transcript has a single exon. Gene Ontology annotation, biological process: neurotransmitter receptor transport postsynaptic membrane to endosome; neurotransmitter receptor transport, endosome to postsynaptic membrane. Lineage: Eukaryota; Metazoa; Chordata; Actinopteri; Beloniformes; Belonidae.
UUUAUAUAUUCUGAUCUGACAUCCUACAUUCCGAACAAAUCUGGGUCACCACUGAAAUGUGGUCUGUUGGAGCUGAAUCCAGGAAUUGCAGGAGCUCUGCCUUCAGACGGACCUGAAGCCGGAACCACCUUCGUCCCCGGACCCUUCCAGGCCGACCCAGAGCCGAACCAUUCCUAUAAAUGUGUUUAUUUCUAGUAUAAAGUUGUUUAUUUUUACUUGCAUGUCAAGGAAAGAUGUCUCACAUCUGAAGUCAACCCCUAGUGGUCAUUUGAGGAAGCGCACUUCUCACAUUUGCAUCAGAAAGCAAGUUGCCGAUAACUCGCGCACAGAGCUCGGAAGUUGCUCUACUACAGAAAACACAUUUUACUUGACUGACAACAAAGCUUCCCGCGACUUCUCACGUUUUUCAAUCUCAAUAUUACAACUACACGAUGUCUUUCGUCCCAGGUCAACCAGUGACAACUGCUGUGGAACGAAUUGAGAUCCAGAAGUUGCGUCAUGAAAAUAAUCUGAUCCUGGGCUUCAGCAUCGGAGGAGGUAUCGACCAGGAUCCCGGACAGAACCCCUAUUCUGAGGACAAAGCCGACAAAGGUAUCUAUGUGACCAGGAUAACGCCAAAGGGGCCGGCAGAUUACGCGGGCCUGAAGGUUGGAGACAAAAUAAUGCAGGUGAAUGGGUGGGACAUGACCAUGGUGACUCAUGACCAGGCUCGGAAAAGACUAACAAAGAAGAGAGAGGACGUGGUGCGAUUAGUGGUAACCAGGAAGUCAUUGGAAAAAGUUGUAAAACAGUCUAUGACCACUUACCCUGGACCGCAGUAUAGUGGCAUGACAAACUUGUCAGAGGUUGAUAUUUCCCCCAGUUUGUGUUUCUGUUUUGCCCCGCCUGUCUUCCAUCUGCCCUGAUUGUUCACACCUGUGUCUCGUUACCCCCUUGUGUAUGUCUGGUCUUGUCUUUCCCUUGCUCCUUGUAGUUCCGUCCUGUUUCUUUCCUCCAUGUGUCCUGCCAAGUUUUUGCUCAAGUUUUUUGGAUCCCUGUUUUGUGUGACUUUUGAACCCACCAAGC